AUGAGUUCUAACACACGAGUCGCUUGUGUGAUGGUGGGGCUUCCUGCCCGUGGAAAGACUUACAUUGCUCAAAAAGUAUGUCGUUACCUCCAAUGGCUGAGUAUCUCAACCAAGGUUUUCAACGUUGGGAAUUAUCGUCGUAAGCUUCAUGGUGCGCACCAGAUGCAUUCUUUUUUUGAUCCCAACAAUAAAACGGGGGAGAGUGCACGAAAACAGGCUGCUACCGAAGCAUUAAAUGAUAUGGUAAAAUGGUUUAAGGAGGAGAACGGCACAGUUGCCAUAUUUGAUGCAACCAAUUCUACCCGGAGUAGACGCGAAUUCAUCCUUAAUUAUUGUAGGAAGGAAGACAUUCUAGUCAUGUUCAUAGAAUCCAUCUGCCAAGAUGAAAAUUUGAUCUUACAGAAUAUCGUGGAUGUGAAAUUGUCUUCGCCAGAUUAUAAAAAUAUUGACCCCGAAAAGGCGGCAGAAGACUUUCGCGCCAGAAUUGCUCACUACGAACAAGCUUAUGAACCAAUCACAGAAAGUCAUCUCACUUUCAUCAAGAUUAUCAACGUUGGAAGUCAGGUGGUGAUCAACAUGAUCCAAGGUUAUUUGCAGAGUCGAAUUGUAUAUUACCUCAUGAACUUGCAUAUUUUGCCCAGGAGCAUUUUCUUUAGUAGGCACGGUGAAAGCAUGUAUCAUCUUAUGGGCAAAAUAGGUGGUGACUCAGAUCUGUCACCUCGCGGAAAGAGAUAUGCCCUUGCGUUACCCAAACUUAUCAAAGAGAAUUUGGGUGAUCAACCAUUGACUGUUUGGACAUCGACGAUGAAACGCACAAUACAAACCAGUGAACAUUUGCCAUACCCAAAGUUGCAAUGGAAAGCGCUGGAUGAGAUAGACGCGGGUUGUUGCGAUGGGAAGACGUAUGAGGAAAUCGAGGAGACUUCCAUCCGGGAUCAGGACAAGUUCAACUACAGAUACCGAGGUGGUGAGUCAUACCGUGACGCCAUCAAUCGAUUGGAACCAGUGAUAAUGGAACUUGAAAGACAACAGAAUAUCAUGAUAGUUGGGCAUCAGGCUAUUCUACGUUGCAUGUACGCAUAUUUUCAUAACCUACCACAUGAAGAUCUACCAUACAUAAGAAUCCCUCUCCACACUGUUAUCAAGCUAACACCUAAAGCUUAUGGGUGCGAAGAAGAAAGAUAUCGAUUUGAUAUUGAUGCAGUAGAUACCUAUAGACCCAGACCACCGCCUAAACAAAAUGCGCAGCAAACGGCGUGA
This is a messenger RNA of Acaulospora morrowiae, 1260 nucleotides long. NCBI's taxonomy places the organism in Eukaryota, Fungi, Glomeromycota, Glomeromycetes, Diversisporales, Acaulosporaceae. The record is from the annotation of a GenBank genome assembly.